CCCCUCCCGUCCAAAAUGAACCCGUCAAUCAACAAAAUGUUGGGAAUAACCCAAACGCUGGUGGUCAACCCGACCUUGUGAUUCCAGCAUUUCUAGCUAAUGUGUUGCAACAAAUAGCCAACGCGCCAAUGUUUCAACCACCUCCACCACCGCCACCUCGAGUGAUAACCUACAAAAUGCUAAGAGAUAACGGUGCAGAUUUAUUCCUUGGGGAUCGCAUCGGUGAACCCCAGAUUGCGUGGGACUGGAUCGAGCAGACUGCCCGAGUGUUAGAAGAUCUCAAUGUACCCAUGGACAAUUAUCCCAGACUGGCUUCUCAAUUGCUUCGAAAGGAAGCCUACGCGUGGUGGAAAAGGACGGAUGAGAGUGCAGGAACCCCUAAGCCGUGGACAUGGGCACAUUUCGAAUGGGCAUUCAAGCAAGAAUAUAUUCCGAAACGAUUUAGCAAGGAAAGAUGUAAGGAAUUUGUUGAACUGGAACAGGGAGACAUGACACUCCCUGAAUAUCGUCAGAAGUUUACCAAACUCGCAAAGUUUGCACCAACCUUAGUAAAUACCCCAACCGAUCGCAUUGAAGAGUUCAGGAAGAAACUUCGACCUGACCUCAGGUCACGUGUAUCCAUUCUAACCACUGUGGAUUUCGCGGAGGCCUACGAUCUCAUUGCCAGGGUAGACAGCGACUUGAGUGCUUGCAUUGAGUAUCUGAAGACAAAUAAUGUCGGCUCAAGCACUCAUCGUCCCACCGGCUCUGCCUCAAAAUGGAAAAGGCCCUUUCAAGAACCUAGCAAUUCACAUUUCUCUAAAAAGGGAAAAUCUAUACAAACUCAGUCGAUGGCAUCCGUUGAUAAGUCCAAAAAGCGGAGGUAUCCAGCUUGGGAGCACUGUGGAAGGAAUCACCCUGGAGAAUGCUGGCUUAAGCAAGGGUUGUGUCUCGGCUGUGGAAAACCAAGACACUUUCGAAAGGAGUGCCCUACAAACCCCGGAGAACCGUAUCCACCUGCCGCUGUUGUUAGUCAAGCAGCAUCGGCACGACCCGCACCAAGUCAACACUCAACAGCGGGGUCUAAUCCAGCCAAGAAUAAGAACCAACAACAAGGACGAGCUCAUGCUCGUACAUAUGAAAUGAAGGCACGAGCUGAGGAAAACCCUGACGUCAUUCAGGGUAUGUUUUCCUUAUUUGAUUCUGUCAUGCAUGUGUUGAUAGAUCCCGGAUCAACGUUAUCUUAUCUCUGCGUGCCUAUGCCUGACAAGGCUGACAUAAUGAAAGAAAACUUAGAAAAACCUAUACUAGUGUCUAACCCGUUAGGACAUAGUAUGAG
Cuscuta campestris is the source of this 1318-nucleotide messenger RNA. NCBI's taxonomy places the organism in Eukaryota, Viridiplantae, Streptophyta, Magnoliopsida, Solanales, Convolvulaceae. The record is from the annotation of a GenBank genome assembly.